Monopterus albus (swamp eel) is the source of this 1284-nucleotide messenger RNA. RefSeq names its product general transcription factor II-I repeat domain-containing protein 2A-like. The coding region runs from base 362 to 997 and encodes 211 amino acids. The record is from RefSeq and is a predicted model, not a curated record. The transcript is spliced from 2 exons. Lineage: Eukaryota; Metazoa; Chordata; Actinopteri; Synbranchiformes; Synbranchidae.
AGAGAUGGCAUGUAUGGGUGCUGAGAAGUAUCUGAAAGGUCCCUCAUAACUGACUGAGUGGAGAGGGCUUCCAUCAGCAUGUCCCCAAAGCCUGCCACCUAGUGGGAUGUUCUUUCACACCAAAAAUGCAAAAAUGUCCCCAUGUGGAAAUAAUGCACAGGCUGAUUUUUUUUCCAGACUCAAAUGUUCAGCGCUCUUAAACUUUACACUAAAAACUUGAGCUGUCACUGGUCCUACAAGUCUGUGUUUCAUUUUAGGUCAGUUUCUGGUCAUUUCACUCUACACCAGGAGUGGCCAACCCGCGGCUCUUUGCCUGGUUUCAUGCGGCUCUUACGUUCAUAUCGAAGUUUGUGUUUUUUUUAUGUGCGUGUUCGCUUCGCUUGAGUUCAAUACGGUAUUUUCGUCAAAUGCGCAUGUGCUUGAGAUGAAAAUCGUCAACUACAUCCGCACACUUGCGCUUAACCACAGGCAAUUGAAGAAUCUCAUCGCUGAGCUGGACCAAGGGCUUCCAGGUGACCUGCCGCUGCACUGCACUGUGAGGUGGCUGUCAAAAGGCCAGGUACUCUCUCGCUUCUUUGAGCUUUUGGAUACCGUGAAACUGUUCAUGGAAGAGAAGGACAAUGACUAUCCCGAGCUCUCGGACCUCAAGUGGAUCAUGGAUCAGGCCUUUUUGGUCGACAUGCUGUGUCACUUGGACAGACUGAACCUGAACCUGCAGGGUAAGUUAAAAAUGCUGCCUGACCUGGUGCAAAGUGUGUUUGCGUUUGUCAACAAACUGAAGCUGUUCAAGGCGCAUAUUCAAAAGGGAGAUUUAACGCAUUUUCCCACUCUGCCAAAAGCAAAUAUUGUGUUUUCUACCCUGAAACACGUGAAAUCAAAGCAUCGAUCUGUUCUGACUGACACCCAUGUGAAAGAAUUGCUUCGAGUGGCAACAACGGAAUACAAGCCAGAUUUGAAGAGGAUUGUUCAAGGCAAGGAAUGCCAGAAGUCCCACUAAGCAACAUGCAUAGUAAAAGAAAAACGCUAUUGUAAAUUAUUAAUUUUUGUUUGUGGACUUGGUUGAACUCAGAGUUUGUGUGUGUGAGACAGUGUACACAAUGUUCAUUGUUGAAAAUGACUGGCCUGUGGUCUUAGUACUGUAGGAGUCCAUUUCUGACAUUAUCAUGUUGGUGUGUGGCAUUUACAACAAAUCUGGCUGAGCAGUGUGUGUGUGAGAGGAAGGGAUGGGUGAUGUUCAUGUGUGCGCAUGUGUAUGAUGUGGCUCUUUGCGGUAACACAGUAAAA